This is a messenger RNA of Drosophila teissieri, 3901 nucleotides long. Its product is annotated as synaptotagmin-5. Gene Ontology annotation, cellular component: membrane. The coding region runs from base 343 to 2154 and encodes 603 amino acids. Gene Ontology annotation, biological process: calcium-ion regulated exocytosis; regulation of dopamine secretion; regulation of calcium ion-dependent exocytosis. Lineage: Eukaryota; Metazoa; Arthropoda; Insecta; Diptera; Drosophilidae. The record is from RefSeq and is a predicted model, not a curated record. Gene Ontology annotation, molecular function: calcium-dependent phospholipid binding; clathrin binding; phosphatidylserine binding. The transcript is spliced from 8 exons.
ACAGUUCGCUCACCGGAUUUUCGCCACCGAACGGUUCGAAAUUGUAGGAAAGCCAGAGGCAACAACUGAAAUCGCUGAACACCAAUUAAUGGACGGCAAGAGGCAACUUUCAAUUGAGUUUCGUGUCGCAGUCGUUGUGGCUGCCACAUAUUGCUUUUGAUAUAUUUUGCGGCGGUGUUUGUGUCUGUGUCCGUGUGACUCUGCAAUAUGGCCAAGUGUUUUGUGCUGAAAAAUGUUAACCAAGCUUAAUCCCUUCUGUUGUGUUUGUGGCUUAAAAGGAAGAGUAUAAAAAGCUAAAUAUCAAAGUUCCCAUAGCCCAAGUCCCUUGACAACUGGGCAGAGAUGAGUGGUCUGGGUCCGGCAGCCUGUUGGCUGGCCCACAAGCGCAUCGAGUCCUGGUCGCGGAUGGCCAAGGAGCGAGUGGGAGCGGUGCGGCGCGUUACUCUCGAUCGGAAUUCGGCGGACGAGGGGACACCGAGUGGGAGUGGUGCCUCCACCACGGCCGGGGGCAACGGUGGUGUUUCGGUGGUGCACAUCCUGCCGAUGGGCGAGGGCUCCACCACCCCGCCGCCGCAGCCCAUGACCCCGCCGCCGUCGGCCUCCUCGGUCACAUCGACCACCAGCGGAAUUGGCAGCGUUUCGGCCGGUAGUGUCAGCGAUAGCUGUGAUUUGCCCACGGACUCGGAGGAGGUUGCCAUUGCCAAGGAAUGCCAGCCCAUCCAGCCGGCCAGCCAGCUGCAUGGAAUGCACGGCGGCAUGGGGCUGAACCAUCACCACAUGGGCACCGUUUCGGCCACCGGCACGGACAUCUUGCGCGGACCAGCCGAAGUGUUCCACAGUCCGCUGCACUUGCACCACCAGAGCCGCUCCUUUCCGCCGCGCCUCCAGCGCACGCCGUCCAUCUCCAGCCAGAGCAGCGUGGACAGCGCCCCAUCCAGGCAUUCGGGUCAUCGAGGCUCGUCACCACAGAUAAGGACUUUCGGACCGGACGGACGCAGCUCGCUGCCCAGUGAGCCUGGAUUUCCGCACCACUUGGCCAGGUCACCCAGUCCCAUGCGAACCAUUUCCUUGGACGCUCGCUGCGGCAGUCCCGCCCACUCGGCGGAUCCUGGCGACCUGAGGACGCCCAGUCCUUCGCAGAGCAGCCUGGCAUCCUUGGCCGGAGCAUCGGGCAUGGGAGGCGGCAGUUCGGGCAAGGGCGUGGCUGGAGGUCGUUGCCUUUCGCCGCUGCUGAUACCGCCCAGAUCCCAGCCCGGCGUGGAUCCCGCCAUGGGUCCCGCCUCGCCACUGGGAGCCCUUCAGCCGGAUCUCUAUCGGAUGCCGGACGGACCCGUUUACCUGACAGCUCCGGAAUCCAGUCACGCCGUGGGUCGUUUGCAUCUGCGCGUCAAGUACGACUACCACCUGUUCGACCUGACGGUUCAUCUGAUUGAAGCUCACAAUCUCAGUCCCAUAGAAGAGGGUGGAUUCCGGGAUCCGUAUGUGCGCCUGAUGCUGCAACCAGAAGUGGACAGCCGCAAGCGGCAGACCCACAUUCACAGGGGCGAGUCCAAUCCCUACUUCGACCAGCACUUCAAGUUCCCGGUUUCCCGGGAUCAGCUGCAAGGCAAGGAGCUGAUCCUGCAGGUGCUCGACUACGAUCGCUAUUCGCACAACGACAUCAUCGGCGAGGUGCGCAUCUCUGUGGAUGGCCUAGAUCUCUCCAAGUCAGUGGAGAUCUGGGGAGACUUGCUGCGCACCAAGAAGCCCAAGGAGGAUCGACCGGAGCUGCUGUGCUCCUUGAACUACUUGCCGCAGGCCGAGCGAUUGACGGUCGUCAUCAUGAAGGCUAGAAAUUUGGAUACUCUCCAGGAACCAUAUGUCAAGAUUUACCUGAUUCAAAAUGGCAAGCGCAUCAAGAAGAAGAAGACGAGCAUUACGAAGUCCGACGAUCCCACCAAUCCCAUUUGGAACGAGGCGUUCACGUUUAAUUUGCAAUCAAAUUAUCUCCACAACGCAGCCAUCGAGAUCUAUGUGGUGGGUGCUGGGAGCGAGGCCACGGAAAUCGGAUGCUGCGGACUGGGGCCACAGGAAAGUGGAACUGGAUGCCAGCACUGGCACGACAUGAUUAACAAUGCCCGAAAGCCCACGGCCAUGUGGCACUACAUCCGCUAGGGCCAUGCAUAAUCAGUUAUGGAUUAUGAAUUAUGAAUUACGAGCUAUGAUUUCUCCAAAACACAUUCAAUUGCUCCCCCCAUUGCGUCUAUAUAGGUGUACUACUAACGUAACCGUGUCUGUGUGAAUUUCCAAUUGCAUUUUUGGAGGUGGUUCGCCGCCCCCCCGAAGCUUAUAAUGUUCUACGAAAUCAAAAUCUCAUCUAUAUAUACCUAUAUAUAUAUAUAUGAUUGUAUGUAUAUGAAUGUACAAUACAUAUAUGCAGCUAACUAGCCCUCCAAGAAGCUCAAUCAAAAGUUCCUAAGCAACGACAGAAUCUUCGAAAGAAUACCCACGAAUUAUGAGUGUUUGUGGGUAAUUGUUUAUGGGUUGAACGGUUUGAUUCUGGUUUUUGUUCUCGCUGUGCAUUUUGUGCAACCUCUUGGGAAAACAGCGCACAUACACAAAUCGCAAAGAAGAAAACCGGUACCGUACGGAUACAAUAGGAAAUCGUAAAUCGGUAAUCGCACAUCCAAAACUGUCAGCCAGACUUGUUGACAUUUCCAUCGACUUCAGCAGACACUUGAGGAGCCUGCCGCCUCCUUUUCCAUCCUUCUCCGCUCAAGGAAGGCAUUCAAGUGUGCAUUUCUUAAAUAAUUAUGAAUACACCGCACCGGGAAUAUAAAUAAUAAUAAUAAUAAUUCGUAUAUAGGUGAAUGGUCGUCAAUCAUGCAGGAAGCCAAAACUCGAGGCAGGACUCGCCCUUUUGUGCCGGCGACAGUUGACAAAUUGCCAUCGUCGUCGUCAUCCUGUUGUCCUUUUGCCAUUCGAUCCUGUAUGCGUUUGUCGUUUUGUCGCUUUGUCGUCGACUGUUUGACAGCUUAGCCCGCAGAAUACAAAAAAAAAAGCGACGAGUGCGAGAAGUGAAAAGAACUUAUGCUAAUUGUUAAGUUAAAUACAUUUAUUCCUUCCAGCCGAGUACGUCUAUCACAAGGAACACCAAGGAGCAUUUCUCGAGCACUUGAACCUAUUUUAUAUGUACUUACAACGAGCAUUCCGAGGCAUAUGAAGUAUAAGAAAUUUUUGAAAGGAGAAUGCAUUAGGGUUGGCCAAUUUCUUUUUCACGUAAAGCUAUGAGUGUAUUUUCGGUGUUGUCGUAUGAACUAUGGGAAGUCCGACCUUAUAAUGUGUGUAAAAUAUGCUACUUAAUCCCAGUAAAUAUUGCAGAAUACAAACUGAAUGUGUGUAAUUUAAACUUAAACAAAGACUUGAAAAAUACAUAGCACUGCACGUGUUAACUAGACAAAAAGUACAUACUCUAAGGAGCCAAGCAUAUAAAUAUAAUGAAAUAUAUGUACACUAUACUUGUACAAGUUUUUCUAAACAAAUUCUUCUACACAAUCGUUUCAAUUUGUCCGGGAGCAGACAAAACACAAGAACAGCUUUGCUGAAAUCAAUAAUAUAAACCAAAACAACAGAACAACAACAGGAUAUAUGCUGAAAAACCUCCGAUUUAAGCAGAAGAUACUUUAAAACAUAUACGAGAACGUGAAUAAUGCACUCGGAAUGAUAAGAAAAUGAUAAGACAUCCAAGAAUGCAACACAUGAAAGCGAAGCGAAAUGUACAAAUUCAGCAUAUACAUACAAAUAUGUUUCCUACAAAUAAUGUUUAUUUAUUGUAGCCUAAUGGGGACACUGUUGAAAACUAAACCAUAAAUGAGGGUUAACACCACCUAAAAUAUAAAUAUAUACACAUACAAACUACAAG